Spirodela intermedia is the source of this 3509-nucleotide messenger RNA. Lineage: Eukaryota; Viridiplantae; Streptophyta; Magnoliopsida; Alismatales; Araceae. The record is from the annotation of a GenBank genome assembly.
AUGGUUAUAUUCAGAAGCAUUGACCAACCUGGAUCACCAAUAUCUGAGCCAGAGGGGGGAGGGGAUAGAAUCUGACUGAAUCUCGAUAAUGUUCGGUCCAAAAUCCCCGUUGACAGGGAAUUAAAAUAUUGAGCCAGAUAAAUUUGAGGAUUAUAUUUUAAAAAAUGAGAAUAUACAAUAUAUAUUAUAUUAUAUUAUAUUGAAAUGUUGGCAUCUCACUACAGACUGGAAGCACGCUAUCCGUGAAUGCCAUCUUACUAUCGGCAAAUCUCGCAGGGGUGGGGUAUCAUUUGUCUAGAUGCUUCCGAUGCCAGGUAGGCAUUUCCUUUUUUAUAGUAUUUUUUAAAUAAUAAUGUGGUAAGAUAACGGCCAUUUAGUUUUUAAAGUAGUGAGGCAACUUUUUUUCUGAAAAAAAGUUACCGAAAAAGGAAACUACCUAAGCGAGUGGGUCACCCCGACCCUUCCCCUCUCCCAACUGACCCUCCCCCGCUCUCUCUCUCUCUCUCUCUAUCUCGCUCAGCGUCUAUCCGCCCGGCAGUGGGGGCUAUAUAUAGAGAACCACUCUUUAUCAUAACCCCCCUGUGUACUCUCGUCUCCGAUCAGACCUCUCUUCCUCACUCUACCUCAGUCUACCCCGUGCUACCGGCGAAUACCAUGGGUACUGUUCUUCGUCCUGCUUGCUGCUUCUGCUUCUGUCCCUUUUCUUCUUGGUCUGUCUCCUCGUCUUCGUUUAUGUGGAUUAUCCAUCCCUUGACAUUUGCUGCUUUUUCCUUUCUUUGUGGCUUUCUACGCAGCCACAGGGAAGAAGGUUAAGAACGGCAUCAAUGGUGAGUGCAUCGGUGUCCAUCUUUCGGAGGGAUGAUUUCUCCCUUGUCUAGUUCCGAUCAUGCGGGGUCUCCGUUUGAUUUGCUUGGUCUCGUCAGUGCUCUGGUCAUUUAUUCAUAUCUGGUAGGCUUUCAUUCUAUGUGCGACGAAGGGCUUACUCUCCGUUCUUAGGCUUUGGUCGUAUUGGUCGCCUUGUGGCGAGGGUCGCUCUGCAAAGCGCGGACGUCGAGUUUGUCGCCAUUAACGACCCACCCUUUCAUCACCACGGACUACAUGGUAUGCUGUACAGAUCUUUCCUUCCCUUCUAGCUCCUCUGCUAUACUUUGUGUGAUCGAGGAUCUGUUGAUCUCAAGCUGUUACGUUCGAUUUGGUAUUUUUAGUUCGAAGAUGAACUUUCAGAUGAAUGAACGUAACAUUUCUGACUUUUUUCCCCAUAUUUGUACGGAUAAUCGUGAUGCUUUUGCAUGGUUUUUUUUACAUGUUUAUUCAUUUUUAUUUGUCCUUCUUUGCAGACGUACAUGUUUAAGUAUGAUUCCGUUCAUGGGACGUGGAAGCAUCACGAGCUGAAGGUUAAGGAUUCAAAGACCCUUCUCUUCGGUGAGAUGUCGAUCACCGUUUUUGGGAUCAGGUAACCUUCUGGUUUUCUGCUUUACGUUUCACUUCGUCGUUUUACCGGGCGUGUUUAUCACUUCGUCGUUUUGUUGCUCUUUUUAUGCAGAAACCCCGAAGAGAUUCCAUGGGCUGAGGCUGGUGCUGAUUAUGUUAUUGAAUCAACUGGUGAGUUGACUGACAAGGAUAAGGCUGCUGCUCACUUGAAGGUCUGUUCGUAUCUUUUGCUAUUACUAGGAACGAAUGUCUGUUGUGAUUUUAUUUUCUCGCACGAGUAAUUAUGUUUCAUGUAAUAUGUCUUAUUGCCCUCGUCCUUUGGAUCAUGAUAACGAAUUUAUCUUAUUGACGUUAUGGUUGUAUGAUAUAUCACGGAGGGUAGCAGUCGUUUAGUGUAUAUAUAUGAUUAUUUUUUCUUUUCUGUCUUGUUGUGUCCCCUUCUAAUUUCUCCACGAAGACAUUAUUGUGAAUCAAAGUAACCUAGUGGCUAAUAUGCAAGAUUUCGAUUGAGUGUUUAUCUGUUAUUUUUCUAUGGUUUUGAAUUGGUGUAAUAUUAACUCUUUUUUUUUUUUUGUAAAGCCUUACUGCUCGGAUAUGGUGUGAAACGUUGACCACGGGCGUUUUUGUUAACAGGGUGGUGCCAAGAAGGUCAUCAUCUCGGCUUCCAGCAAAGAUGCUCCCAUGUUUGUGGUUGGUGUCAAUGAGAACGAGUAUAGGCCUGAUAUGGAUAUCGUUUCCAAUGCCAGCUGCACAACUAACUGCCUGGCUCCUCUUGCCAAGGUGAAAGUGUUCUAUAUCUUUACGGCUAAAUUCGUGUUGUUUUUUUCAAUUCCAUUUGGACGGGUGUUGACUUUGGUCCUUUUUCCUGUUGGCAGGUUAUUAAUGACAGAUUUGGCAUUGUCGAGGGUUUGAUGACCUCGGUGCACGCAGUCACCGGUGAAUAUCGAUUAAUGUUACCCUACUGCUUUUGGUUGGCGUAAGAUCCUUGGUGUCUCAUCCGUUCAUUCUCUAUUUUUACAGCUACCCAGAAGACAGUUGACGGUCCUUCUGCCAUGGACUGGAGAGGUGGAAGAGCCGCAUCGUUGAAUAUCAUUCCCAGCAUAACUAAAUCUGCAAAGGUGACUAAAUCUUUAAUUUGUUAACAGGCUGAUCUGGGCUACUGUAUUUUCAGGGUGUUUAUCUCCCAAUGCUGUUGUUUUCGAGAGCUUGACCCGUUUGAAUAAUCUCUCAAAUGAAGACUGCACGCCAUUCAAAGGGUUUUGAACUGUGGCGAAGAACAGUUGUAACUCUUCUCCUCUUCUUCUAUUCCACAGGCUUUCGGGAAGGUGCUUCCCUCCUUGAACGGGAAACUCACCGGUAUGGCAUUCCGAGUUCCAACUGCCGAUGUAUCAGUUUUGGAUCUCACCGUCCGCCUUGAGAAGGCCGCAACCUACGACCAGAUCAAGGCCGCUAUCAAGUAAGCCCCCAUCCAUUGUGCCCGUCACCAUCCUUCUUCGUAUAGGCAUCCAUUGUGUUCGGUUUUUAUCAGAGAGAUCAUUGUACUCUGUUUUCUUCUCUUCUAGGGAGGAGUCGGAGGGCAAACUCAAGGGUAUCUUAGGGUACGUCGAUGAGGAUCUCGUCUCCACCGACUUCAUCGGUGACAGGAGGUAUCAUCGGAAAAAGAAAAAAGCUUUACUAUUACCCUUCUGUAAUUCAUUGUAUUCACGCUGAAUUAUUCCAUGCGUACCAAAAAAACGUAGGUCGAGCAUCUUUGACGCCAAGGCGGGCAUUGCCUUGAACGACAACUUCGUCAAGCUCGUGUCCUGGUACGACAACGAGUGGGGCUACAGGUACAUCUCUGAACACCGCACCCAGAAGCAAAACCCUAAACGCUUCCCCUCCUCUCCUCCUCUCCUCCCCUUCGAAAUGCAUCCUGCUGCCGCAUGUAUCUAUAUAUACAUAUAUAGAAUGCCGUUUGAUUUGAGGUGGGUGGUGGACGUAUGUUUACCGUCUGGAGGGGGGGCUAUUUCUCUAUUCGUUGGCGCGCGUGCAGCUCGCGCGUGGUGGACUUAUUGCGCCAUAUCGCUGCCACCCAGUGA